Messenger RNA from Setaria italica (foxtail millet), 884 nucleotides. RefSeq names its product putative disease resistance protein RGA4. The transcript is spliced from 2 exons. Gene Ontology annotation, molecular function: ADP binding. Bases 50 to 850 code for a protein of 266 amino acids. The record is from RefSeq and is a predicted model, not a curated record. NCBI's taxonomy places the organism in Eukaryota, Viridiplantae, Streptophyta, Magnoliopsida, Poales, Poaceae.
UUUCUGCAUAUCGAGCAAAGAGCCUAGCAAGUUGAGGUACACUCACUCCAUGGCGACCGUCCUGGAUGCUUUGGCACCCUACGUCAAAAAGCUGCUCACGGACAUGGCAGAAGAAGAGGUAUCAAUGCUGCUCGGAGUUUCUGGCGAGAUAACCAAGUUGGGAGGCAACAUAGAAAGCCUCAAAGCCUUCUUUGCUGACGCGGAGAGGAGGCGCAUCACCGACUUGAGCGUGCAAGGAUGGGUGAGGAAGCUCAAGGACGCCAUGUACGACGCCACCGACAUCAUAGACCUGUGUGAACUCGAGGCUGACAGUCAGAGGGCGUUAAGAGGCGGCAGCAUGGAGCAGGUGCCAAUGGGUUGCUUCCAGCCAUUGCUCUUCUGCCUACGGAAUCCCAAGUUCGCUCACAAGAUAGGCCGCCGUAUCAAGGAGCUGAACCAGCGCCUGGACGGCAUUCACAGGGAGGCUCACAGGUUCAACUUCAUCAACCUCGGUUCCUACCAUUAUCGGAGGAUGCCCACUGAUGCUGAACCCUCUAGCCAGAGGAUGACGUCCGAGUUUGUAGAGUCAGCUAUCGUUGGUGAGAAGAUCGAGAAUGAUACAAGGGAACUUGCCCAUUGGCUAACCACCUACAGAAACCAUGACAUCAAGGUGGUGUCCAUCGUGGGAGCGGGCGGCAUGGGAAAGACAACCCUUGCCCAGAAGAUCUUCAAUGCGACAACCGUCAAAGAGCACUUCAAAGUGAAGAUAUGGCUGAGCAUCACCCAGCACUUUGACGAGGCUGAACUGCUCAGGACGGCAAUCAAGCAUGCAGGGGGAGUCCACUGGCAGGUUUCUCCUGGUCUUGGAUGAUGUCUGGAGUGACAGAGCAUGGAGUCAUGUGCUU